Messenger RNA from Eremomyces bilateralis CBS 781.70, 1400 nucleotides. RefSeq names its product NAD(P)-binding protein. The transcript is spliced from 4 exons. Bases 371 to 1264 code for a protein of 297 amino acids. The record is from RefSeq and is a predicted model, not a curated record. Lineage: Eukaryota; Fungi; Ascomycota; Dothideomycetes; Eremomycetales; Eremomycetaceae.
CCGAGCCUACGUCUACCAGGAUGCGCAAGUUGAGUAGAUCUAUGGUUUGGUCUAUUCAUUUUAUGCUUCCAAGUCUUUCUAAAGUUUCUUGCGCGUUUGGUCCGUCGUCUUGGGCCGCCUUUCGGCUAACCGCAGGAUGAUUCGCGGGGUUCAGUCGCGAUACUACCUCACCCCAAAGCGAGGUGAAAGGUUUGGUAGGCCCGACCGCGUGGUGCCUAGGCCAUCGGGUUGAGUAUAAGUACCCUAUUUAUAAUGAUGGCGGUCGGCCGACGGUCGAUAACGGUGUCAUCUCUUCUGCUUCCGGACUUUUGAAGUUGCCCUUGUCAUCACUUAUUCCACCCACGAGCGAUAUUGCGGAUCUUCCACAAACAUGGUGUCAGAAUUCAUUAUUAAGGAUGAGGAUCUGGCGCGCAUAAAGGACAAGGUUGUCCUGGUCACCGGUGGAUCGUCAGGUAUCGGUCUGGCUACCGUAGAGCUCCUCGUCUCGCUCGGUGCACGCGUCGCGAUGGGGGACCGGAACCCGCUGCCCGCGAGUCUCGAUUCCGCCGGCGUCUUUUACCAGCAGCUGGACGUGACGUCGUGGGAAUCACUGCUCAGCAUCUUCAAAAACGUCCACGAGAAGUGGGGGCGGGUGGACCAUGUCUUCGCCAACGCGGGCCUCUCGCUGACCAGCACCUUCUUUGAUGACGAGGUUGACAGUGACGGGAACCUUACUCCACCGAAUUUCAGGACAGUGAACGUGAAUCUCCUGGGAGUGAUCUCCACCGUCCGUCUCGCUGCUCAUUACAUCAAGAAGCAUGGCGAUGGCGGCAGCGUAGUGCUCACUGCCAGCGGGUCAAGCUUCCAAGAAUUCCCCGUUCCCGACUACACGACCGCUAAACAUGGCGUCCUCGGCUUCCAACGCUCCAUCAUCCCCCACCUCAAACCGUUCAACAUCCGCGUCAACUCCAUCGCCCCCUCAUGGACCGCCACGGGCCUGGUCCCCGAAGAACUGCGUGUAGCGCUCGGUGAUAUGAUGCAGGGGCCGGAGGUGGUCGCGAGAAGCACAGCCAACUUGAUGGCCGACUCGAGCCGGGAUGGGCAGCUGAUUUAUAGCUGGCAGGGCCGGCACAUGGAGAUCGAACGGGCGGAAGGGGGGCUGUUGGAUCACGUACGAAAGCUCCUGGGCGUGGAGAUAGGAGGGACGGACGGGGAGAAGCUGGAGGCGGCGUUGAAAGGGUCCAUUCCUGGGGUACCUGUGGCGCCGCACGCACGUAUUGGCUGAGCUGCGAGCAGGAAACUUGGGAAGUCGAACGAUAGCAGGCCGAAGUAGGAGUUGAUACAUAUACCAGGCCAAUACUGUGUGCCGCAAUCCAGCUUUCGAUAUGUACAGCGACAUGAACAUCCGUGCAAAAUAUAUA